Messenger RNA from Ochlerotatus camptorhynchus, 1582 nucleotides. RefSeq lists its product as uncharacterized. NCBI's taxonomy places the organism in Eukaryota, Metazoa, Arthropoda, Insecta, Diptera, Culicidae. The record is from RefSeq and is a predicted model, not a curated record. The transcript is spliced from 3 exons. The coding region runs from base 88 to 1317 and encodes 409 amino acids.
UUCGAGCUUCAAGUGCUGUACACGCUGUAUUUCUGCAAUUUGUUUUCUCUUUGGAAAUUCUAAUUAAGUUCCGAAACUGUCCCAACAAUGAGUGGCUCUAAAUUGUCGCAAACACUCAACAUGUCCCUCGACGAUUACAUCGCCAGAAAGGGAAUCGUCUCGAGCCUUCGGCAGAAAUCUACCGAUUCUUCCGGAGAGAGCCAUUUCAAGCGUCCGAUGCGGUCGGAAAUGGACAACGAUGAAAAUGAUGACGAUCUAAUGUUCGAAGACCGUUUGGGUAAGGUAAUGGAUACGGAAGACCCUCCGAUUUCGAUCAUUCGCGAAGUGACGCAAAACGACCAAGGUAAAGUAGAGGAAAUCGACAACGAGAAGAAGCCGACCAACUUUUCGAUUCAGGUGGACUCGGAACGGGAGUGCCGCACGUUCACUACGGAGGAGAAGAGGCGUGGUAUAAAGCAACUGCCCUCGCAACAGUGGCGCCUCCGGCGGGAGAAUCAGGUUUCAAAGAAACCGACCGGCAUCCCACCGCUGAUUUCAGUCAAGUCGGUCUUUGAUCGGAACACAGAUCAGCUGAUCGCAUCGUUGAGCGAGAACACCAAGUUCCAGAAUGUUGAUGCCCAGAAUCGUGCCACCCAGCUUCAAAACAAUAAGCGUCAGUGGAAUAACAACCGUAAUCAGAAUCGAAACCGGUACUACGGCGUUCAGAACUGGAACAAUCAGAACAACAAUAAUCGUAAAAAUGCAAACAGAACGUCAGGUUUUAUGCCGAAUGUCCACGGUGCCCAAAUGAACAAGAAUCAGAUCAGAGAUCUGCGACCUUUCAUUACACCACCGUCGUCGAUGCUGCCGCCACAUGCUACUGCUGGGAGCGGUCUUUGGAGACCGCUGACGCCAUUGAAUCAACCGCGGCAGUUGGUAACAUUCGCAGACAUGCUUAGCCAAAUCGGCCAAGCGGCAGACAGCCAAAAUCGGGACACGUUUGCCGAUGUGAUCCGCAAUGUGAUGCAUAAUCAGCAGCAACAACAACCGCCGGCCGCGUUGGUGCCGAUAAUACCGGCGGACAAUUUCACCCGGAUGAAUCCGACCGAACUGAUGCCGUUUGCUGCGCAAACAAUGCUCAACCACAUCACGACGGUUCAGCAGAACUUUGGACCCAAGUACGAUAUGAAACUGCAGAAGGAGAUCCACUCGCUUCAAGGAAAAUCGAUGUUCUACGGAUCGAAUGGAGUGGUGGUAAGCUCGGACGGAACCGGUGUUGACAACGAACGGAUCAAACCGAUGACCACGGACCUGAGCAUGAAUAUGCGCUUCAGCUAGGAUGGAUCGGUUCCAGCGGAAUUCGAUUCCUAAUAUGUUGGGUUUUCCUUGAAAGUUGUGACAAGGUUUCUUUUUCGCAGUGUUUUCCACUCAAUGAAUUCAUUUUUAUUACUUAAAUGAGCUUAGAUCAGUAGAUCUAUCCCUUGAUAAUGAAAUUUUGUUUCUCACUAAGAAAUACAACAGUUGAAGGUAGUUUAAGUUUUCGCGGAAAAUGUAACAUCGCGCUGAUCGGAAGUAAAUACACAAUGGGAAUUUUUAUUAGCUG